This is a messenger RNA of Hyalella azteca, 486 nucleotides long. Its product is annotated as DNA-directed RNA polymerase II subunit RPB1-like. Bases 1 to 486 code for a protein of 161 amino acids. Lineage: Eukaryota; Metazoa; Arthropoda; Malacostraca; Amphipoda; Hyalellidae. The transcript has 2 exons. The record is from RefSeq and is a predicted model, not a curated record.
AUGACAAUUCUAAUCAGAAUCGCUUCUCCCAUUCACUCCUCUUCUCUCAAUCACUCCUCUUCUCCCACUCACUCCUCUUCUCCCACUCACUCCUCUUCUCUCAAUCCCUCCUCUUCUCCCACUCACUCCUCCUCUCCCACUCACUCCUCUUCUCCCACUCACUCCUCUUCUCCCACUCACACCUCUUCUCCCACUCACCCCUCUUCUCCCACUCACCCCUCUUCUCCCACUCACUCCUAUUCUCCCACUCACCCCUCUUCUCCCACUCACCCCUCUUCUUCCACUCACUCUUCUCCCACUCACUCCUCCUCUCCCACUCACUCCUCUUCUCCCACUCACCCCUCUUCUCCCACUCACUCCUCUUCUCCCACUCACUCCUCUUCUCCCACUCACACCUCUUCUCCCAUUCACUCCUCUUCUCCCACCCACUCCCACUCCCUCUUCCCCAUACAUCCCCCUCUAUCUCCCCUCGCGGCGCCUAUAUAA